Cucumis melo (muskmelon) is the source of this 2100-nucleotide messenger RNA. RefSeq lists its product as uncharacterized. Lineage: Eukaryota; Viridiplantae; Streptophyta; Magnoliopsida; Cucurbitales; Cucurbitaceae. The record is from RefSeq and is a predicted model, not a curated record. The transcript is spliced from 15 exons. The coding region runs from base 449 to 1720 and encodes 423 amino acids.
AGUGAGUGAAAUGUGAAACAAAAACCACCUGAGAGCCACGAGACCAAAAGAAAGCACGCCACGUGUCGCGGGUUAUGACAAGCUAAGCUGCCAACCGAUUUGGCGAGACAUCCCUGUCACGCGCCCCACGAAAAACAUUCAUUCUUCUCCUAUUCCGGCAACAAUGGUCCACCUUCAAUCUCAUAUCCUUCGUAUUCCAUACAGGUUUUGAAGGCGUCUAUGGAAUCCACCUCUACGAAAAGCAUUCUCUGAUCCUUUGUCUGCUCUUCUGGCUCCCGAUUUGAAUAUAUCUUAUUUCCAGCUUGGACUCCUCAUAUGGGGGUAAAAAAAAUAGGCAUUAGAUGAAUCGUACCCAGCAGCACCUCACGUUUGAUGCAUCGCUGCUGUUGAGCUUAUUCGGCUUUCCUUCGGCCAAGUCGAACCUCUCGCACCAAAAACGAGGUCAAAAAUGGCUAUUGGAUUUAAAUACUGGGAUGAUUGUGUUGAUCCACAAGACAUGGAAGCAAUGUGGAGUUACCCUCAAGUAUGCGCUGAAUGGUUAGAUGCCGGAGAGUCCAAAACGCAAAAGGUUCACCUCUCACGAGAUCCUGAUGGACAGCCUUAUUUGACUCAGACUGAGAUGAAGGCAGUGACAGAUAUCGUUGUGCAGAGGCACUUUGGUUCCAAAAUAGAUUCUGAAAUGAUCUGUGCCAUAGCAGAACUUGAGAGUGAUAGACAGCCUCUUGCAACACGCUAUGACAAAAAAACCAAGGAAACAACAUUAGGGAUCAUGCAAAUAACACUUAAAACUGCUGAGUGGUUGGUCAGUGAAUUGGGCUAUCAAUCUUAUGGACUAGAAGGGAACCCAGAAGUUCUGAAUAAGCCCUUUGUCAGUGUAUAUUUUGGGGCUGCUUACCUUAAAUGGUUAUCGAACUUUGAGCAGAAAGAAAGAAGUGAAGAGUUUGUAGUUAGGGCCUAUAGAGGUGGUAUAAAAAAGGCGACUCACAAAACAACUUUACCAUACUGGAAACGAUAUCUAUCAGUAAAAGAAAGUCUUCCAUCCAGGAAACAUAUCAAUGAAGUCUCCACCUCUGCUGCAUCCCCUCCACCUGCUUCAGGGAAUACAGAGGACGCAGCUAUUACUUAUACAUCUUGGGAUUGUCGAGCUACCCCUGAGGACAUGGAAGAGAUGUGGAAUAAUCCUGAUGUUCAAAAAGAGUGGACUAAAUCUGGAGAGAAAAAGGGCAAAGUACGGUUUUCUCAUGAUUUAAAGAAAAGACCCUAUGUUUCCCGAGUAGAGUUGAAGGCCAUUGCUGAGAUUAUUCUUUCAAAACAUUUCAGUACAAAAGGAGUUAAACCAACUGUUCUAUGCGCUUUAGCAGAGGUAGUCAGCAUGCGGUUCAUUAAUGGAGUUGGAUCGCGUCCUGGAAUAAUGGGGAUUGACUAUUCAACUGCAUUUUGGCUCUAUAUGGAGUUGAGCUACAGAGCAUACAGACUUGAUUCUACUGACGAUUUAACCAAGCCAUUUGUGUCCAUGUAUUUCGGUGCUGCCUACUUGGCUUGGUUAUCCGACUAUGAAGGGAGGGAACGAACUCGCCAGUUUGUUGUUCAGGCUUAUAUAGCAGGGCCGCAAAAUGUAGAUCUUCAAGAGACAGGUCCUCUUUGGCUGAAAUUUGAGGAAGCGUUGAGCAACUACGAAGACAAUAAAAGUGGCGGUCAAGGAAGCUGUUCCAUCAUGUAAAGCAGGCAUUUAUCUCACUAUCUGUUUUCAUCCGUAAGUCGUCCAUCAUGACUUGAUGUCUCACGACAAUAAAAGGCUGGAAGCUAGAUAUUCUUUCUUUUACACGACAAAACUGAACACUACUUGGAAGUUCUUUUAUACAGUACUGGAACAUUACCAAAACAUGCGUUCCAUUAAUUCCUUAUAUUCAUAUGCUGACCACUAUAUUUCAGUGUCGGCAGCUGCUAUCUUUGGGUUUUCAAUAGAAUUCCUAAGGAAGAUUAGAAAUUAGAGCCAAAGCUUUUGAAAACAUGAAUAAAAGGCAGUUGGUAGUGUGAAUAUAGCAAGAAUGAAGCACCCCUGUCUUGCCUGAUUAUGCAAUAUAUUUUUCUUCCCCGUCA